AUGGCCGAAUUAAAGCAGAAGAUGAGCGCAAUCAAGUGGGAAGAGAAGGAAUUCUCUGUCACGGUUGAGAAGGUUGAUAUCCCAAAGAUUGAACACCCCCUCGACUCGCUUAUUCGUAUCACGAGCAGCGCGAUAUGUAUAGACAGCCACCUAAAGCCCGAAAUUCCAAGCUGAUAUGCCCCAGGUGGAACGGAUUUGCAUACAUACAAUGGACUAAUCCCUAUGGACAAGCACCUCACCUUCGGACAUGAAAAUAUUGGCAUCGUUGAAUCCAUUGGUAGCGCUGUCUCCACCGUAAAAGUGGGAGAUCGUGUGGUAGUCUGUGCCAUAGAGCAUUCUGUUCAGAGUAAUGGAGGGUCCGCACUACAAAUAUCGUUUGGUUGUGGCGAUUACGGACUCGACGUACCGCAAGUUGACGGUAGACAAGCAGAGUUUAUGCGGGUUCCAUUUGCCGACGACAAUCUUCUGGUUGUUCCAUCUGGUAGACAGCAUGAGUUGGAUUACCUGCUUCUUGCUGACAUAUGGCCAACUGCUCGGUUUGGCUUGGAGUCAGCUGGACAAGUGGCUGGCGAUAUCGUCGUGGUUUGGCGCAGGUAACUCACAGUCUUCUCACUAUAAUCAUUUCUUGGCUGAAUUUUGUUUUUGCAGGACCGGUCGGAUUACUCGCUGCUUACUCGGCUUUUCUCAGAGGCGCUGCGAAAGUUUACAGCGUGGACAGGGUGCACGGACGCCUCAACAUGGCAAAGAGCAUUGGUGCAAUUCCUAUUGACUUUAGCAAAGGCCCUGCCGAUUCUCAAAUUAUGAAACUUGAACCCAACGGCGUGGACCGAUCCUUGGACUGUGUUGGUUUGAAUGCGUUGAUUCAACUGGACGAAAUGUCGAGAACCUAGUGCUUACUCAAGCCGUAAAUGUAACAAGGGUCGAUGGUGGAAUUGGUUUGGUUGGGGUGUGGACCACGAAUGAUGUUGGUAAGUAUCUCUUUAAAGAUUCUCCCCCAUGCUGGUAUUAAAAUCAUUCACAGGAGACUCGACCCGAGGACGAGAAGAGGGGGGUGGUGCCUCUCCCAAUUGGCCAAAUCUUGACAAAGAGUUUGUCCAUCAGAGGAGGGCCAGCCAAAAUUCAGCUAUAUCAGAAUGUGCUCAAAAAGCUCAUCGACAAUGGGAAGGCAAAACCCAGUUUCGUUUUCACAGAUGAGGUCAGAAUUGAGGAUGGUCCAAAGGCGUACAGAAAGUUUGCGGAUAAGAAGACCAUCAAGGUCAUUUUCCGUUUUGACGGGCAUUGAGUUGAAGAGUUGUCCUAUGAUUCCAUUAACGCUGUCAUGGUCGAUAUCGCUUGCGUCUAAUCAUUCCUUAUAGAUCGAGUUGUAGAAGAG
This is a messenger RNA of Hymenoscyphus albidus, 1372 nucleotides long. The record is from the annotation of a GenBank genome assembly. Lineage: Eukaryota; Fungi; Ascomycota; Leotiomycetes; Helotiales; Helotiaceae.